AAAAAAAAAAGCGGUGACAUCUUGUCCACAACAGACUCAGAAUUGUGGACAACAGUAAAAGAAAACCCUCUGAACUACAGAACUUCCUGCCCAACAAACAGGCUUUUUUCUACCAUCAAUUUUCAAGUGAGGAUGGGCUUCUGCAGAUGUUCCAGUUUUGUAUUCUUUUUUCUUUGCAUACUAGCCAGGGUGCUGCACCAUCCAGAGGAACCAAGAGCCUGCUGAUCAUCAAUUAUACUAUGGGCGCAGUGAGAGGUUGUGGUCUGAACAUAACCCCUUCUGCUACAGUACAAGUAAUGGAAGCGUCAAAUCAAACAUCUUCUGGAAGAUUCAUCCUCCUUGGCAUGGCCAAUAGCCUGUAUCUUCAGGUCAUCUGCUUUAUUGUGUUCUUGAUGAUGUAUAUCAUAACACUGUCAGGGAAUGUUCUACUGAUCAUUGUUGUAUUAAUUAACUCAAAGUUACACACUUCCAUGUAUUUUUUCUUGAGUAAUCUCUCCAUGAUUGACAUCUGCUUCUCCUCCACCAUUGUACCUAAAAUUCUAGAAAAUAUUUUAUCCAAGGACAGAAGUAUUUCUCUUGUGGGAUGUGCACUUCAAAUGUAUUUCCAUAUGUCCUUGGGAGCUACAGAGUGUGUCAUUCUUGCUGUCAUGGCAUAUGAUCGUUUUGCAGCCAUUUGUAGACCAUUGCACUACCAAACGAUUAUUAACAAGAAGAUAUGUGUUUGUUUAGCUUCUAUAUCAUGGGUUGUGGGCUUUGCUAAUGGCAUCAUUCAUACACCUCUCACUUUUCAAUUGCCCUUUUGCAAAUCCCAUUACGUUAACCACUUCUUCUGCGAGAUGCCACCUUUCUUUCAACUCUCUUGCAAAGAUACUCAUCUUAAUGAAAUUGUCAUGUAUGUUGCGGCACUUAUCAUUAUCCUGUGUGCUUUCUGCUUGACGUUAAUUUCAUAUGUUCACAUCAUCUACACCAUCUGCAAGAUCCAGUCAUCAGAAGGGAGAGAAAAAGCUUUCUCGACAUGUUCAUCCCACCUCACUGUUGUAUCUGUGUACUAUGGGACUAUUAUCUUCAUGUACAUGAAACCUCGCUCUGUAUACUCUCCUGAAAUAGGCAAGACCAUGUCUAUUAUAUAUACAGCAGUGACCCCAAUGUUGAACCCCAUCAUCUACGGCAUGAAGAACAAGGAUGUUAAAGACACAAUCAAAAUUAAACUUUCUAGGUAA
This is a messenger RNA of Hyla sarda, 1220 nucleotides long. RefSeq names its product olfactory receptor 2G3-like. The record is from RefSeq and is a predicted model, not a curated record. Gene Ontology annotation, molecular function: olfactory receptor activity; G protein-coupled receptor activity. Gene Ontology annotation, cellular component: membrane. Lineage: Eukaryota; Metazoa; Chordata; Amphibia; Anura; Hylidae. The transcript is spliced from 3 exons. Gene Ontology annotation, biological process: G protein-coupled receptor signaling pathway. Bases 147 to 1220 code for a protein of 357 amino acids.